Messenger RNA from Aegilops tauschii subsp. strangulata, 1395 nucleotides. RefSeq lists its product as uncharacterized. Lineage: Eukaryota; Viridiplantae; Streptophyta; Magnoliopsida; Poales; Poaceae. The record is from RefSeq and is a predicted model, not a curated record. Gene Ontology annotation, biological process: root development; shoot system development.
GAGAAGAAGAAGCAACUCGCUAUCCAGCCGCCGAUCCAUAGAAAUGGCUCCCAACUUCGGCCGUUCCAUCUCCUUCCCUCUGACCCCGGCGAGGUCAUUCUCAAAGUCAUCCCGCCACCUCCGCUCCAUCAGCCUCCCGGGCACCACCUCCUCACACCCACUCCUCGCCAGCCUCAACGCCCACAUCGUCACCAUCCGCGCCUGGAUCCAGGACACCGCCGCAGCAGGCUCAUCCCUCCCAGCCGGCCUCGCCAACAUCCACGCGCUCCACGCCGCGCUCGCCGACCUCCUCCUCCUCCCAGAGUCCAGGGCCGCGCUUCAGUGCACCACCAGCAAGGCCGCCGACAGCCUCCUAGACGCUUUCCUCCUCCUCGCCGACGCGCACCAGGGCUUCCAGGAGUGCCUCAUUUCGCUCAGUCAUGCGGCGGCCGAGUCCCGUGCUGCGCUCCGCAGGGGCGAAGCCACAAGGCUCGCGUCUGCCGCCAGGUCCCAGCGUCGGGCCGAGAAGGUCCUCGCUCGGCUCGCUGCGUCCAUCUCCGCCGUCUCCUCCAAGUGCGCCCGCCUGAACCUCGUCGGCGAGGAUGCAGAGAUGGCCGGUGCGAUCAUGCAGGCAGCCGCUGCGAGCGCCGCGGCCUCCGCGGCCGUGUUCUCAGCUGCCGCAUCAAUGUCGUACUCGGCAUCCUGUUGCAAGAAGAUGGCCAUAUUUGUUCCCGUGUUCGCCACCAGGAAGGCCGCCGCGCCGGAGACGGCAGAGGCGGCCAUGGAGAGACUGCAUGUGCUAGAGCGGUGCUUCGAUGAGUGCGAUGGCGCCUGCAAUAGGGUGUUCAGGAGCGUCGUGCAGACCAGGGUUUCACUUCUCAACGUCAUGACGCCCACGAUCUAGUCAGCUAGCUACUCAUGUCAUGUGUACAUAUAGAAAAAGAAAAAAGGAAACUUAAUUAGCUAGGCCAUGUGUAUAUAUUUUGCUAAUUUGGCACUGCACAGUGUACAUAUAUACAGAGAAAAAAGAUAGUACAAAGAAUAAGAUUUUGCUACACUUGUUUAGACUUGAAUAGUACUACAUACAAAAGGUAUCUUCGAUUUAAUCGUGUUAUUUACAAGGCUGCCGGUGCAAAGUGAUGAACUGAUUUGUGCUAAUCUGCAACUCAUGCAUAAACUGUUCAUCACUGUGUGGUUUGUUCAAUUUCAUACUCUUUUCAAGUUUGGUACUACCUCCGUCCGAAAUUAGUUGACGCUCAAACGGAUGUAUCAGAAGUAUUAGUAGAUCUUAAGCUGCUAACAAUAAUGAUGAACACUGGGCGAUCUAUGAUGUUGACCGAAUGCUAGAGGAGUUUGACCUGGAGAUAAUCCUCUUGUUCUGUGUCAUGGCAGGUCAUGCCGACAUGCCAGACCAGG